Molecule: messenger RNA, 4420 nt
Organism: Orbicella faveolata
Lineage: Eukaryota; Metazoa; Cnidaria; Anthozoa; Scleractinia; Merulinidae
Biological process (GO): plasma membrane tubulation; endocytosis; actin cortical patch localization
Cellular component (GO): actin cytoskeleton
Molecular function (GO): protein binding; lipid binding
Source: RefSeq, a predicted model, not a curated record
CGGAUGACAAAAGAUGAUCAACAAUUGACGUUGGUAGAGCUAUCGCUGUACAAUACUGAUUUCCGUUGCAAUAAUAAGCAGGCCUAAAGUAAUCUCUGGGUGAUCUCACUCAGCAGAUGGAAAGUAAGACCAUAAAGCAAACUCCCUCAGUUGAAUCUCCUGUGUUCCCUUCAGCUCAUCACAUGCCUUCGUCUGGUGGUCAGCCUCCUGUAUCUGUUAGGAGACCCCCAUCCUCUGGCCCUCCUCCUAUUCCGUCUAGAGUAGAUCUUGGCGAGGCACCAGUGGAUGCCGCCAGCUCCAUUAAAAAGCCAAGCAGAGAUGACUUACCAAGUAAAGGAUCUCCAAAACUCAGGCCCAAAGGGAGACCUGAAAUUACCAUUGUGUCAGCAAGACCGAUGGAUUCCGCAGGUGUUAUACCUCCUCCGUCAGUCACCAGUCCACCAGCAACCGAGAUACCCAAAGUCCCGCAAAAGCCAGGCCGAAAACCAAAGGGCCGUGAACCGCCACCUAGACCUAAGAGCCGUCCAGUGAGUGAACUCACACUGGGAACAGAUGAACAAGAUGAGGGGUCAGUGGCUAGAGAAGGAGAAAGAGUUGAAGGAGAGUUAGAAGGGAACACAAGAGAAUCCAAGGUGCUCAAGGCACCUAUUGUUCCACCAGUUGGGUCACCAACUGUUCCACUCCGUAAGGUGCCAGCAAUCAAAUCUAAGACUAGUGACGUUUCUGGAGAGAAUUCCAACCUGGGUGUGGACGAUAAAUCGGAGUUGUCUCGCAAACCAGAGAUGGUGAAAGACGAUCACGCUGUAAAGAAGCCUGCUGCGGCAAAGCCAACCGUUGUCAGAGCAAAACCUAAAGAAAGCACAGAAAAUGACUCAAAACCGUCUGGUGAGGUUGGAGGGGUGAAAGAAACGAAGUUGGACAGCAAUUCUGUUGCAGCUGAAGGUGCAACUACAGCGGGAAAGAGGAUUAAACCCACAGUAAUUAUCGCUGCUCCUAAACCUGCCAAGAAGAAGGAACCAGAAACAGAGGCGCCAAAAGGAAAGGAUGAAGGAAGGGAGCCCAGCAAUGAACAACCAACAGCUGUUACAGGAGGAAAGCCCCCUCCUCCCGCCAAGAAACCCAAACCACCUGUCAAAGCAAAACCUUCAAGCGCGUUAGAAACACCCACUAAACCAUCAACAGAGGAAAACAAGCCGGAGACUACAGUAGUUUCUAAACCAAGGGUGAAGCCGACUGUGAUAGUGGCAGCUAAACCUUCUAAGAUGAACGACGCAGCGAAGCCUGACGAGGAAUCUUCCAAGAGCAAGGAAGAAAGUCAAGCUCGUUUGAAACCAACUGCGACUGCUGCACAUGUGGAGGCGAAACAACAAGCGCAUGACGAAGAAAAGGCAGCCGCUGCUCCAUCUGUGAAACCUAAGCGCGCACCCACUGUCAUAAGAGCGGCACCCCGGCCUGAUGUGCAGGACACUGGCGAGGAACGGAAACCACCCAAAAGGCCGCAGAGAGGACCAAGCAUAAGGGCACCUCCCCGACGACCUGUUAGUGCUCCUGCUGAGGAGAACAAGGAGCGAGAAAAACUCGCGGCGGAUGGUCAAGACGAACCAGCCGCGGCUGUCUCUGGACAGGUGGGGGUGCAAGAGAAGGCACCAAGGCCGCCGAGGCCUGUGAGCAUACCCGGAGUUAAAGAAAACGGAACAUUGAAAGAUGUAAAGAAAACCAAGGAAGCAGCAUCUCCAGUAGAGGAGUCGACCGCUAUGACUAGAAAAGGCUCGAAGAAAAGGCCUCCUCCACCCAGACCUCCCACGGUGGAACCUGUCGGAGAGAAAGUGGAUUCGACUCCAGAGACACAAAAUAAAACGGAAGACUUGAAUGAAAAAUCCAAAGCCAGAACCAGACCCCCUCCUCCCAGGCCUCCCGCAGUGGAUAAUUCAAGUGAUAAAGAGGCAUCGGCGCCAGAGAUACUCGAUAAGACCGCACCGCAAGACAGUGAUGAAAAGUCAAAAAAGAAAAACAGACCUCCCAGGCCGGCCUCUAAGGUUUUAGAUGAUAAACCUUCCAAACACUUACACGGAGAAACAGAAGAAAGUCGCGCGCAAGAGAAACCUAAGCCGGUCAGACCUGCUCCAGUAGCUCCCAACGAAUCAAGUGUCAAUAACAAAAAUGUACACGAAGCUGAGACGCGAACAGUGGCAGAGUCAACACGUGACGAUCACGUGCAAGAAACGUCGCAUGCACGUGACUCUGCACGAGAAGUAGCUCCUUCCACUGCUGAAAUUCACGAAAAGGAAAAGAGUCAGAAGGCGUCAUCGAAGGCCAAACCAAAACCUGCCAGACCUCCGUCUUCAACAUCCUCGACAAAGAACAAACCGCAUAGACCGUCAGCGCCUGUCGUCAAGGAUACCAAGGAGCCAGUGGAAACGACCGCUCCAACGCAAGUGCCAUCAGUCUGUGAGACGUACAUUGAACCCUCUGCCAUUGCUCUGUAUGAUUAUGAGCCUACUGCAAUAGAUGACCUGUCUUUUAAGGCCGGAGAUGAAAUAGUGCUUUUGAAGAGGAUAGACGAUGAAUGGUAUAUCGGUCGCCUUGGAGACCAGGAGGGAAUGUUCCCGGUCAAAUUUGUUGAAAUCAUCGAGGAUCUUCCGAAAGAAAAUGAGCCUGAAACCAAGCCUGUGGUAGCGCCUGAAAGUUCUCCAUUUGAUGUGAUGUCUUUGUACGAUUUCCAUGGAAACGAAGAAGAUGGCGAGCUUGUAUUCGCUGCAGGAGAGGCUAUUCACGUGAUCGAAAAAAUCAAUGACGAUUGGCUAAGAGGUGAAUACCUCGGAAGGACUGGGGCCUUUCCGUGUGGUUUCGUUGACAUUAGCACAGAACUCAUUGAUAAAUUACCUCAAAGUGAACCAAGUGAGACAGUUCCCAAAACCAGUGAAGAAGAAUCUAACGAACUGGAGCUUGACUUGUACUGCAAAGCGCUGUUCGACUUCAUUAGUGAUGUCCCGGAUGAUCUUAGUUUUCAAGCGGGAGAUGUCAUCAAAAUCAAGAAGAAAAUAAGCGAAGAGUGGUUUAAAGGCGAAAUUAAUGGACACGUGGGAAUGUUUCCAGCCGCUUAUGUGGAAAUGGUCAAAGAUAUGCCACAGGAAGAGACUCAGCCAGACGACACAGAGCAUCGCGAGAUCGAGUAUGGUACCGCGCUGUACGACUUUACUGGCUCAGCUAUUGACGAAUUGUCAUUCAAGAAAGGAGACAAAAUAGAAAUCACAGAAAGAGUUGGCGAAGACUGGCUAAGAGGGAAACAUAAUGGACGGGAGGGAAUGUUACCUCGAGCUUUCGUUCAGCUUUCGAAAGUGGAACUAGAGCCUGCCUUACAAUCUACGAUAAAAAGUAACAAUCUAACAGCGAAGGCCAAGGCUUUGUUUGACUUUGAUGGAGAAUAUGAAGACGAGCUGUCUUUCAGGGCUGAAGACGUCAUUGUCUUGCUGGAGCGUGUCAACGAUGAGUGGUUUCAAGGAGAACUAAACAAGAAAGUCGGCCGAUUUCCGGCAGCGUUUGUCGAAAUUCUGACACCAUUACCUUGAGCUGGGUUUGAAAGAAAGAAGUAAUAAACUGUUUCUAAGGUAACCUGCGUGGUCCUAUUGGCGCGAGACGACGAAAUCAACAAGAAGACGGAGCCAACCUCGAUCCUAGGUUCUCUCUCCUUGUCAUUGAGGUAAAGGAGGGAGAGCCUGGGAACGAGGUUGGACUGGAACCCCCUCAUGACUUCAUCAUGGCUUUCACUCCUAUUUUGCCAUCGCGCGGGUGAAAUGGCAGCUUGGACAGGUUACUUUCAAAGAAACUAUUGUUCUAGGUCGGUUGGCAAGUAAAAAAAAAUACAGGCGAACGGAGUCCAAUUUUUUUUCGCGCUCGGUAUUUCGUCCUCACAGGUUAGAAAACAAAACUCCAGAUUGUAAUAACAAAAUUCAACUAAGUGAGUUUGAAUAACGUCGACAUUAACUAUAAUUUUAGAUAUUUGUGCUCGCGUGGAUCUGGCCACUAAGAAUUAUUUUUACAGUAGCUAUAUUGUUAUUUUGCGUGAAUAGCGUGAAUCAGCCCCAGUUAGGCUAACAGGAUCAUUAAUUUCGUUUCAUACUCGGUGUGUAUUUUUUAGCAAUAUUAAAACAUGACGCUUCCGCGGCGACAUGUCACCAUUAUCAAAUACAAUUAAUUAGUAUAAAUACAAUUUGUAUUUAAGUCAUUUUAAAAUGAAAUGAAUUUUGAAAUUGAGAAAUAAACACCAAGUUGUGUAACAACAAUAUGUACUGAAGGGAUACUUAACAAAUUGUGAUGUGUAAUAUUUCAAAACGUCUUUGGUAUCGCUUGCGAAAACAUUGGAUGUAAUUAGUGCAAAGGUAAUUGAAAAUAGAAAUCUUUAUUAAACUAUUUUUUGUAA